Messenger RNA from Diachasma alloeum, 2270 nucleotides. RefSeq names its product nascent polypeptide-associated complex subunit alpha, muscle-specific form. Lineage: Eukaryota; Metazoa; Arthropoda; Insecta; Hymenoptera; Braconidae. The record is from RefSeq and is a predicted model, not a curated record. The coding region runs from base 69 to 2129 and encodes 686 amino acids. The transcript is spliced from 7 exons.
UGAUUCGCCAACGAUUUUGCCUAGCGCUCCUCGCUAUCGUGGCGGUAGCGGCCGCUAAACCCCCGCCGAUGAAGGGGGGUCCACCCCCGUGGGCUGGCUUUACUGGGGCAGGAGCAUCACCCUGGGCUGCUUACGGCCCACCAUUACCCUGGGCUGCAAACGCACCACCAUACGCCCCAUUUGGAGUUGGAAAAUCAGCAUACGCCAGAUCAUUGGGACCAGCAGUGGCCCCAGGAAUGAGCACGAUCACGGUCCCCUACGUUCCCAAAGCCUCUCCCUUCUUCCCGAAAUUUGUGGACCCUCAAGCGAUGAUCGCCAAAAAAACCGACAUGCUGGCGAACUUAUUCGGAGGUCUUGGACCAGUGAAGUAUCCGAUUGGAGAAGUCCCCCUCGCCCCGGUAGGGCCAUCCCCCGCAGUGGCCUUCGGUCCCGCCAAGCCCUUCCUCUACGCCACUAACGACGCCGCGUCCUCGAAGGACCCCUCUGACCCUCAGGAGAUCCUCGGAGAGGACAAGACCACCAACGAAGUGAAGCGCGGCGUCUUCGGACCCAAAUUCGGCCCCCCGGGGGCUGCCUUCAGCCCGUUCGCCUCGAAAUUUGGCCCAGUGCCCCCCAAGUUCGGCCCCUUCGGCCCAUUCUCCGGAUUCAAUGCCGUGGGCAGCUCCGAUGCUGACUUCACUGAAGACUCUUCGUCUCGGAGAAAACGCGCGAUUGUUGGAGUUGCUCCAGAGACACCGAAGAAUCUUGGCCCACCACCUCCAUACCCCGGACUCAGCUCCAUCCCCGAAGAACCCGAGACAGAUGCUUCAGGAGUCCCGAAACAGUACCUUCCAGGAAUAUUCGGUCCAUUCGGCCCGUUCGGUCCAGGUCCCUUGGUCGAUCCCAGCAUCUACAUGACCAAGAAAACCGCCUUCCUGAGCACCCUCUUUAGCAACCUGGCGACCAGUACCCCAGCCCCCCCGGGAACUGUGCCAGAUCCCACAGCCCCCAAGAGCACAAUCGUUCCCCCCAGCUUCUGGCUGCCCUUCGCCGUCCCAACGGAGUCCGCCCCAGCCCCCGAGGUCACCGACAUGCCCGUCCCCAAGAGCACCAUCGUCCCAGCGGACUUCUGGCUCCCCAGCUCCGUCAUCCCAGGACCGACCGAGUACACAGACAAGGUGUCUCAAUUCUUGGACAAACUCUUCGAGAGUCUCAAGCUGAACAAGACCCUGUCCUCUUCAUCAGGGACAACUGACGACUCCACGAUGCCGAAGACUGUGGUCGCCAGGUCUGUGGACGAACUCCAGACAGCUAAAGACGCCAUUGUUGACUCCAUAAUGGGAGAGCUUGGCUCCAUCAAGACUGACAUGUUGAGCACUUUGGAUGACAUGAUUGUGGCGCAGAAGGCGGCAGCUGCUGCUGCCCCAUUCGCCAAGGCCACCAAGCCUGGUAAGGCUGGCAAGCCCUUGUCUCCAUGGGCCGCUUUGUUCGCUCCGCCAACCGUCGACCCGAUGCUCCCCUUCAAGCAGAAGAUGAUGAUGCUCAGCCAGCUCUUCGAUAUGUUAACGGGAAUGCAGAAGAACAUAACUCAAGCGAUCGAGGAGACCGUCAAAUCUGCUUCAGUUACUGAAGCACCAGCUGCAGCCCCCGCUCCAUUUUCUUCAGGCGCUGUCAUGACUUUCAACACAACUCUUCUGGACGCCAUCAAGGCCAAGUUGGACAGCUUGGACAAGGCACCCGUCGCACCGGUUGUUUAUCCUUACCCGGGGCUCUGGGGUGCCUACCCUGGGGGCUACUCUCCCUCCAGUGCUGCCAAGAGGAACGUCGAGGAUGAGGAUUACUAUGAUAAGGAUCGCGAGGAUGGGAGCAAGCACGAGAAGAGGGGAGUCAAGAUGGCGAUGCACCAGGGGUACCAGAGCAUGCCUCCUGGAGCUAUUGAGACUGUUCAGGCUGGUGGGGGGUCUGUUCCCGGACACCAGGGGGGCGGUAUCAAACUUUUCAUACAAAUGCCUCCAGCAGAUUCAUCGGGAUAUGAAAAUGAAUCUCAGCAGAAUGACUACGAGGACUGGGGCAAGCAGUGGGCAACCGAGUGGGCAGAGAGCCUCAAGAGCCAGAACGAUGGUCACAGACAUCAUCACAACCAUCAUUAGGAGAGAUUCCACGUCAUAGGUCACACAAAUGGAUAAACCGUAAACUAGCAAAGUACAGAGUAAUUUCGAGUUAGAUUAAUUGAUAUCAUGUAAAAUUCAUGAGUUAUUAUCGAUAAUAAAAGUCGUUAGCAUUUGAAGUCA